This is a messenger RNA of Dentiscutata erythropus, 150 nucleotides long. The record is from the annotation of a GenBank genome assembly. NCBI's taxonomy places the organism in Eukaryota, Fungi, Glomeromycota, Glomeromycetes, Diversisporales, Gigasporaceae.
AUGAAAAAAUUUGAUGAGACUCUUGAAUGUCGUGAAACUAAUAAAAAGAAGAGAAUGAAUUUGACAAAUUUUGAAACAAUCAAGGAAGACAUGACUUUUACUAUGAGCAUAAAUUUAGUAAACCACUAUCGUAAGCAUUAUAGUUAUUAA